Messenger RNA from Coprinopsis cinerea okayama7#130, 1494 nucleotides. RefSeq lists its product as hypothetical. Bases 1 to 1494 code for a protein of 497 amino acids. Gene Ontology annotation, molecular function: protein binding. The transcript is spliced from 7 exons. The record is from RefSeq and is a predicted model, not a curated record. Lineage: Eukaryota; Fungi; Basidiomycota; Agaricomycetes; Agaricales; Psathyrellaceae.
AUGGUUGACUUCUUGGACUUGCCGGUCGAGAUACUCCCGUUGAUUCUGGCAUAUUUGCCUAAACCACAACAUUUGGCGAAUGCCUCGUUGGUGAAUAGCACGUUCAAGUCGUUUGCGAUACCGAGGUUGUAUAGCCGGGUGUCGAUCUAUUCGUGGCAUAAAGGAGGGAAGGUCAAGGUCUUGAAUCUGUUCACGACACUGGCGACCUAUCCACACCUCGCGAAACACGUCCGCCGUCUAGAAAUCCGCGACUUCCCAAAGGCUAUCAUAUCUUCCGAAGAAGACAUCCUAAACCUUGUCGUCAAGGGUCUCCAGAACUGCUCCAACCUCCAUGCCUGUACUUGGACGCGAGACGGGACGUUGAGUUCGGAUAUCCUCGGCGCACUAUGCUGCUCGUCCAGUCUCCAAGAGAUCGAGUUGAAUGGACAUAGCCAAGGACAAUACGAUCCCCAGAUUUUGUCUCGCUUCAGGAAUCUCACGAAGAUAUCCUUGAUCAUGCCCAGUGGCGCCGUCAUCUCGCAGUUGACUUCGAUGCUACGCUGUUCUGGAGAAAAGCUGAAGCAUUUGACUGUGAUUUGCAAGACAUCACCCGUGGUGAACGAUAGCGUAUUGGAAACACUCGCUCCGCUGCUCGUCAAUCUAGAGCAAUUGUACUUGACUGGAUGCCCUAAAGUAACGGAGCGGGGUAUCAUCUCCAUCCUGAACGCGAACAAAGCAGGUCUAACAGCUCUCGGACUGGAGGGUGUAUCUCCCAAAUUCAACAUGACAGCCUUCGCAGAACACUGUAUCCACUCCCGGGCACUCACAAACCUCCAAUCCAUAACGCUCACAGUCUCCCACUUUAUCGAUCCGCAGCAAUGGACCCAGGCAGUCCUAACCCUCCUCUCCGCCUCCUCCGACCUUACGAAAUUCCAGAUCUACGCGACAUCUUCUACUGCACCGCGGUAUCCCACCGCAGAGACGCUCUCCUCGCAUAUGGAUUCGACGACGAGUUUGGUGGGGGCGAUCCCCCGGUUUCUGUCGAACUUGGUUGGGGUGCAUGGAGAGAAGUUGGAGAGAUUCUCGAUUCAUCGCAUUCCGUUGGGUAUACCCUCUAUACGGGAGUUGUGCAUUCGCGCCCCGAAUCUGAGGGAACUAUUCGUCGUAGUGGAACCUCGGUUUUUAAAUGCCUUACCAGAAGCCCUUGAGCACGCAAAGAAAUUGCGAACAGUUCAUGUCAACUACCCCCUUGAAAUAGGCGCCCAAGAGAAUGACGAAGACGAGGAAGAUGGAAUCCAAGGCGAGGACCCUCGUCCCCUCUUGACACCUACCCAAACACUGGACCUUGUCCGCCGUUGUGGACCCUCGCUCGUUCAAUUUGGGUGUAACACUAGAGUUUGGCAGGUUGGACGCACGAUUGAAACUCGCGCAGACGGCGAGAAGGUCGCGGAGAUGUGCCUUCUUCCGUACGAAGGCCAGGAUAUUCCAGAGCAGUUUUUGGUUGUUCGAACGUGA